This is a messenger RNA of Drosophila hydei, 1824 nucleotides long. It is a transcript of the gene dib, whose product is annotated as cytochrome P450 302a1, mitochondrial. The coding region runs from base 349 to 1824 and encodes 491 amino acids. Lineage: Eukaryota; Metazoa; Arthropoda; Insecta; Diptera; Drosophilidae. Gene Ontology annotation, molecular function: iron ion binding; oxidoreductase activity, acting on paired donors, with incorporation or reduction of molecular oxygen; monooxygenase activity. The record is from RefSeq and is a predicted model, not a curated record. The transcript is spliced from 4 exons.
GUCUAUAUUUCUAUAAGAUUCUGAAUAAUUUUUCCCUAGUUUGCUUUGAUUAGUUUCAUUAGCCAGCACCUAAACGUAUGCACCACUUUUCGAUUAGCGGAAAACAGAAGCAGUUUUAAGAGCAGAGCUGGGCACUCUCUUCGUCGUCAGGUAAACGAAUGGUUUUAAGUCUGCAUCACAGGUAAACACGACUCGGCCGUGAGCAGAUUGCUGAAUUCUGUUACCUUUUCGGUGACAAGUGAAACAAAAGAAGGCGCAAUCAACGAAAAACCCAAAUGCUUGCCCAUCGUAAAAUUCUUCUUCAGUACAUUUCGAGAAUCGGCGUUGGAAGCAACUGAGCGGAGCAGAAUGUUGACGAAGUUAUUAAAAAUCUGCUGCAACUCGCGGCAAUGCACGUUCGCCAAACCUUUUGAGGCGAUGCCGGGGCCUCGAGGCCCGUUUGGAUUGGGUAAUCUGUACAACUACAUGCCAGGUAUCGGUGCAUACUCCUGGCUGCAGUUACACAAGGCCGGGCAGGAUAAGUAUGAAAAGUACGGAUCUAUUGUGAGAGAGACAAUGGUGCCAGGUCAGGAUAUUGUUUGGCUGUACGAUCCGAAAGACAUCGCGACACUGCUUAACGAACGUGACUGUCCGCAGCGACGCAGUCACCUGGCGCUGGCCCAGUACCGCAAGCAGCGCCCACAUCUCUACAAGACCACGGGUCUGCUGCCCACAAAUGGACCCGACUGGUGGCGCCUUCGAUCGCAGCUGCAAAAGGAGCUGAGUGCGCCGAGAAAUGUGCGCAACUUUGUGUGCGAGGUGGAUGGAGUGACCCAAGAGUUCUUAGCAUUUCUGGAGCAGUCAGCUGGAGACGAGGCAGUCAUCAAUAUGCUACCCAAGCUAACCAGGCUGAAUUUAGAACUCACCUGCCUGUUGACCUUUGGAGUGCGCAUUCAAUCUUUUACGCCCGAGGAGCAACAUGCCAACUCCCGUUCUACGCAACUGAUGCAUGCUGCUGAGACCACAAAUAGCUGCAUUCUACCCACCGAUCAGGGCUUGCAGCUCUGGCGUUUUAUAGAAACGCCUAGCUAUCGCAAGCUGCGUCGCGCUCAAGCGUAUAUGGAAAGCGUUGCCUUGCAGCUGUUGGAACAGAAUGUUCAAGAAAGUUCUUUUCGAUCCUCACUGAUUGCUAGUUACCUUCAGAACCCUCAGCUGGAUCGACUUGAUGUUGUGGGCACAGCGGCUGAUUUACUAUUGGCUGGCAUUGAUACCACGUCGUAUGCCUCCGCCUUUCUGCUGUACCAUGUUGCUCGACAUCCUGAAGUGCAGUUGCGUCUCCACGCAGAGGCAGUCAAAGUGCUACCCAGUCCUAAAGGGGCACUCAGCGCGGAAAAGCUGCGCACGGAUAUUACAUACACGCGGGCAGUGCUUAAGGAGUCGCUCCGCCUAAAUCCCAUUUCCAUUGGUUUCGGCCGAAUCCUCAACCAAAAUACAGUGCUCAGUGGUUACUUCGUGCCCAAGGGAACCACCGUGGUUACCCAGAAUAUGGUUGCUUGUCGGCAGCCUGAGCAUUUUCCAGAUCCUCUAAGUUUUCAGCCCGAUCGUUGGCUGCAACAACGCAAUGCUCUGAAUCCUUAUCUCGUCCUGCCCUUUGGACACGGCAUGCGGGCCUGUAUUGCUCGACGCCUAGCUGAACAGAAUAUGCACGUCUUGCUCUUAAGGCUGCUGCGCAACUAUGAGCUCAUAUGGCGAGGCCGAACGGAUGUCGAGUUGGAUAUCGAAACUCUGUUGAUCAACAAGCCCAAUGCUCCGGUGCUGAUCGAACUCAGACGGCGCUCUGCGUGA